AUGGGGAACGGCGUCCUCGCGUUUGGAGCGUCCCGCAACAGAACUCCGCUGGAGUCGGUACCGCACCGCCAUCCUCGCACUGGCCUGGCCGGGAUGGCGAAGGAGGCUCCCGAAGCGGAGCCACUCCGCCAGCGGAACGGCUUUGUGGGUAUGCUUUACGGGGAGUUUACGGACACGCUCGACGACAAGGUACGAUACUCCGUGAGCCUGACGGAGAGCGCCCUGACCAUUCAGAGGAUCUCGUCGUCUCCCGGCCGGGCUAAGGUGGUCUUCAACUUGACGGAUUGCAUCGGCUGCCGGGCGUACAGAGGAACGGACAGCUCGGACGUCGGCGCCUACUUUACUGCUUAUUUUUACCCCUUAAAACGGCGGUGGAUGAGCGCCGGCGUGGCCCGUCAACGAGUGGAGCAGUGCUUUCGGGUGGCGCUGGUCCAGGACCCCCGGACAAACCUGCGGGAGGCUGAAAGGUGGGCUUGUGCCAUCAGGGAUGCCUCCGUGCAGCAGGCGCCCCGGAAAGACGGCUCACUCACAAACUCAGAGGUGCGACGGCCUUGCAGAGUCAUGAUACUGGUGAACCCUCUCAGUGGAAGGGGACAGGCUCUCCAGCUCUUCACCGGCCACCUGCAGGGCAUGCUGAAUGAAGCUGCAGUCCCCUACACGCUUGUCAUCACAGAGCAUCAGAACCAUGCGCGUGAGCUGGUGAAAAAGGCAGACUUGUCACAAUGGGACGCUCUGGUUAUCAUGUCGGGAGAUGGGCUACUCUUUGAGGUGAUAAAUGGUCUGAUGGAACGUGAUGACUGGCAGGAGGCCAUCCAGACCCCUCUGGGGAUUCUGCCGGGUGGCUCCGGCAAUGCUCUGGCUGCCUCGAUCCACCACUACUCUCAGUCCCCCCCUGCAUGGAAUGAAGAACUCCUUCUGAGUUGUGGCUUCAUGCUGUGCAAGGGCCUGGUCGGUUCCAUGGACUUGGUGUCUAUCCACCUGGCGUCCAAACAGCGUAUCUUUUCCUUCCUGUCCUUAGCUUGGGGCUUUGUGGCCGACGUGGACAUCGAGAGCGAGAAGUACCGCCAUGUCGGCGCGAUCCGCUUCCUGAUGGGCACCCUGGUGCGUCUUGCCGGUCUUCGAGUUUAUCAGGGCAGGUUGGCGUUCCUGCCUGUGAAGGAGAAACCAAAACUUUCAUCCACGCCACAGCGCCCCUCUUUGUGCUCUUCCCUCCCGUGCCAGCUCAUCCCAAACUCCUCUCCAACACAUAACGUGCACCACCAUUGCAACAACACAAACACCAUCCAAAACACAAUCAGCAACUCCUCCAUUAACACCAAAAAACUCGAAAUUUCUAGCGACGGCAAAACCCGAGCACCCGUAGACUCUUUACUACCGGGACUGGACCAGCCGGUUCCAGAAAGCUGGACUGUUGUAAAGUCGGAGGACUUUGUCUUGGUGCUGGCGAUCUACCAGUCUCACCUGGCUGAGGACUUGUGGGCAGUCCCCGGAGCCAUGGCGGACGACGGAAUCAUACACCUCUUUUACGUGACUGCCGGAAUCUCCCGGCCAGCACUUCUGCGCCUCUUCCUCGCCAUGGAGAAGGGAGCGCAUUUAGCAUGCGGCUGCCCCCACUUGGUUUACGAGAAGGUGCGCGCCUUGCGGCUUGAGCCCAUCUCUCCAGAGGGUGUGAUCACAGUGGACGGAGAGACGGUGGAAUACGGGCCGGUUCAGGCUCAAAUCCACCCCGGACUGGCCAGACUCAUUUAUGGAUGAAGCCAGAUUAUGUUAAUCUUCUGGUUGGAGAGCUUUCAAGUUUGGCCUUUUCACUCAAUGUUGAUCGCUUUAUAUAUGCUGUGUUUUCAUAAGUGCCAAAGACAUUUAAUCAUCCUCUGAGAAGUCCUCUAUUUUUCUACUGAAAAAACUUGUCCUGUUUUUUAAGCCCCCCAUUCCCCACUUUUUGGAUUCAGUGUCCAAGCCACGGAUUGUCGUCCGUUAUUGCUGGCCGGUCCCAGCGUAACUGCUUCAGAGAUUGUGUACGUCAUAGUGAGAUCCUCACGCACAUUUGUUUUUUAAUUCAAUGUACGUCCGCGACCGUGCAUGAGGAGCUUGGCACAUUGUUGCCGUGGCAGAGGAGUACAUUGUGCACUCUGCUGUCAGACCUGAUCAGCGCCGCACGCACGAAGACAAGCACAUUUUCCCAUCUGGGGAAAUUCCCGGGGGAAUAGCUGAAGCCUCCGACAGAGCAGUACGACAUCCCUGAGAGGGAUUUGACUAAUCAUUGUGUAGCUUUAGGAAAGAAACUUGGACAAAGUAGAUCUAAACAUAUAGAUAGAAUCACAUUGUCUUUACUCAAAUCUUGUUGAUCUUCCAUCGUCAUCAGACAGGAGCGACUGAACCAAUGUUUCCCAGCCUUUAUUGAGCCAAGGCCAGGGGCAUCGCUAGACCUAAUACAAUCCUGGCAAGCGAGCAAUUUUUUAGCACUUAUCUAUCGUAAGAAGUCAGAAAUAGCGCUUUAAACUAUAUAUAAUCAAACCCAAAUACAGGUUUCCAUAAAAAAGGGACUUUUUUUGUUCUGUUUUUCAGCCAUCAGUAUUCAGAAUUAAAAUAGGGACAUCCCUUGUUGAUAGUCAAUUCACCUCUGCUUAUGCUCAUCAACUCUAGAUAGCAGACCGACUUGGAAAAGAUGUUGGAUCAACAUUCCGCUGUCGAUCUUAUAUCGUUGAAUCAACGUCACUUUUGCACCCUCAAUUAAAGUUGUUUCACGUUCAAAUCCUUACAAAACCUAAACAUCAUUUCGAUUAUUAAUAAUAUUGGAACAACGCUGAAUCAAUGUUAUGUUUGUAUGUACGACCAAAACGCCCGCUCAUCCAUAAUUCAACGACUUUUCAAUCAUAUUUACUGGUCAAUCAUAAAUCAACUAUUUGUCAACAUUAGUUCAUCAACGAUUAAACAUUGUUAACCCAACCAUUGCCUGACAUACUAUAGAAACAUCGUUGUUUCUACGUCACUUGAUGUCGAAAAUUUUUAUGUCAACCAUACUGAUGAUUUAGAUCAUGAUGAAAAUCAAGGUUUAUUCAAUGUUGGUCUGCUACCUGGCAACUUCCAUCGCUCGUUCACCUUUGCCUACAGUCUGCUGCUCUACUUUAUCUGGAUAGAAAUGGGGAUAUAUCACUGUAACUGUUAUGCAAUUAAUCAGUGUUUCUCAACUGGUAGGUUGUAGCCUAAAAGUGGUUUAUGUUGGCUAGGUGGAUUAACUAGCUUCCCUCUCUCAUUCCUCCAUGCUGAUUUAUCCUUGCUGCGAGCAAAUAACUUCCUAAUAUCCAUUUUCAAGGGUAAUGCUGUUUGAAACAAAAAAAAAACAACUCAUUACAGGGACUGCAGUAACAAAUAAAAUGCUUGUAAAAUAGUUGGAAAUGAUGAGCACAUAUAACAACAUUGUUAGAGGUUAUUUCCCAAAGAUAGGCAAUUAAUUCAUACAGAUUGAUUGUAUUCCUUGUGGUCAUAUCACCAAAUAGCAUCAGUAAUGAUUAGAGGUGGGAAUCUUGGGGCACGUAACGAUUUGAUUACCAUUCAGAGGCUACAAUUCGAUCAUAUAUUCGAUUUUUGAUGUGCCCCACCAGCUAUUAGCUGCUUUUAAUGUUUCGUACAUUAGUUACAAAAAUCGUACAAAUAUCCUCUCGGCUUAAAUAAACUACUAUUUCAGUAUCAAGUUAACAGUUCAAAACAGUAAAUAAAGUCACCAUUCUGUAUCAGCGUCUUUAAACUACAUUCAAAUAAUUAAUGUUGUGAAUCUACCAUUAAAGAUGCUAAAAUUGCUCCCGUUAUUCCGUAAUUUCCCUUUUAACUACUUUCGACAUGUGGAAGUUUUAAAACUGUUUCAUCAUUUAAAGAUAGAUUUAGGUCAAGAUUUUGCCGAUUUAGGAGUAUUUUAGAUAAAAAGUUAAUUAGGUCCGCUCGGAAGGUUCGCUACAACAGCCUUCUAGAGAAGUCUACUGCUUUAUGAUGGCGGCUGUUUACUAACACCGGCAAGUUUGUCAUUUCGCAUGUAGUUUUCUAUGCAUGUGCUAAGGCCGCUUAGUCUGUCAUUUCGCAUCUAGUUUUAUACAUGUGAUAUCUACCGUAGCAUUAUGAGGGCGUAGUUUGUGGCGGUUGUCGUCCACAGUCAGGUAUUAUUGUUUUUUUAUUUAGCGGCAUCAGUUGAGCAUGAUGUUUACUCUUGGCCCGUUCCUCAUUGCGUCCCGAAGACCACGCUGACUGUGUUUUAGUUUUGCUUUACUUGGCAUAUUUCAAUAAUCGGAAUUUGUGAAUCGUUCUCGAAUCUUCCACGGUCCAAUAUUGAACAAAGCUCUUGAGUGAGAGCCUCUCACUGAAAUCACAUUUAAUUGUCAUUGUAUUUAUAGCCAAUUAGCUAAAAGAUGGCAGCUAAUCUGCUACUUCAAUUUGCGACCAGAGUAUUUUACAGGAUGAGCAGUUAAUCUGGCACUAACCUGUGAAGCACAUGGGAAGAUGUAAUUUGCUCCGUCGACUGUAUGAUUGGCACAUGCACCAUAAUAUUGAUGCUGCAUUCAUGUCUUGUUGGAGUAAUAGAAAAAAAAUUUCUCUGUUACAUGGUGUCUAUAAAAGCACCAAACAGUCACUCAACUUGUGAUGUAUCAUUGGAGCAUUAAAAUAGGCUACACUUAUUUCUACCAAUCAUGUUUUUAUCCCACAUUACGACUUUACAACACAUCAGAACGAUUUUCCAACUUGGGAAUUCAGAUCUCCCGACACACAUAAACGCAGCAUAUCACCCAAAGGUUCUUCACGGAAGAGUCAACUCAUAUGCGUAUGUCAGCCAAAUUUACGUGAAUAAAUUACCAUAAUAAGGACCCAUGUGCAGAUUGUGUAUAUGGUGUCAAUAGAGUAAUAUGACAAUAUUAAAUUGGCAAACGCUGUAGAUUAUGCUAUGUAGACUUAAAACUACAAAGUUUUUUUUUUUACCAGUGAAAUUUAUACUGGGGCACUGCAGAUCACGGGGCACAGGCACCAGUGAAAUAUGUCUGGCGAUGCCCCUGGCCAAGGCACGUAAUUUGCAUUGCAAAAAUCAUAUAGCAGUGGUAUUUGUGUAUUCUGCUAUACAUUGCAACAGCUCAUCUGUUCUGCUUGUCAUUAUAUGUGAUGUAUGUAAAGAAAAUCAUUGAAAUUUUAGGAACAAUCAAGUGAAUUUUCUAAAUACCUUUACAGGGAACUCAUUUAGUUCAUUGACUGGCAUUGACGUCACUAGAUGUUCAAUCCAUUUUGACUGGGACGGACGUUUAUUCAUUCAUUCGCCCCUCCCAGUCAAAUGGCAGCCAAUGCAGUUAAAGUGCCCUGUAAAGGUAAAAAAAAAAUCAUCAUCAUCAUACAGUGCUGGCCAAAAGUAUUGAAAUUCUGUCAGAUAAUGCUCAAAUGCUCUCCCAUAAAAUGAUUGCAAUUAUGCUUUGGAGAGUAUUUAUAUAGCGUACUUAUAGUAUCUAUAUGGUUACCAUGCCCAAAGCACUUUACGAUAGCAGACAUUUACCUAUUCAUGCCCACAUUUACACACCAAUGGUGCUGCCGCCAUGCAAGGCGCUGCCAAUCCAUUGAGGGCAAAUUAGGGUUCAGUGCCUUGCCCAAGGGUACCUCACCAGUGGGCAGCCAUAGCCCGGAAUCGAACCGCUGACCCUUUGGUCCCAGGACAACUCAUGCUACCAACUGCGCCACUGCCACCCUUUAGUAGUAAUACAGUAUCUUCAUUUUUCUUGCAAUGAAAACACACAAAAGAGGAUGGAACAUUUAAAAAAAAAAAUAUUAUCAUUUUACACAAAACUCCAAAAAUCGCCCGGACAAAAGUAUUGGCACCCUCAGCCUAAUACUUGGUAACACAACCUUUAGACAAAAUAUCUGUAAACAACUGCUUCAGGUAUCCAUCAGUGAGUUUCCUACAAUGCUCUGCUGGAAUUUUAGACCAGUCUUCUUUGGCCAACUGCUCCAGGUCUCUGAGAUUUGAAGGGUGCCUUCUCCAAACUGCCAUUUUCAGAUCUCUCCAGAAGACCCAUGACCUCUGCGGGAGAACCAGCUGUCUCACACUGGGCCCUACAUUAUGCUGCAAAAUUUGUUGGUAGUUUUUAGACUACAUAAUGCCAUGCACACAGUCAAGGAGUCCAGUGCCAGAGGUAGCAAAGCGACCCAAAACAUCAGGGAACCUCCGCCAUGUUUGAAUCUGGGGACCGUGUUCUUUUCUUUGAAAGCCUCGUUUUUUACCCCUGUAAACUCUUAUGUUGAUGCCUUUUCCCCAAAAGCUCUAAAAUUCUUCCAAAAUGUUUUUGGCUUUCUCAGGAAAGUUUUGGCAAACUCCAGCCUGGCUUUUUUAUGUUUCUGGGUCACAAGUGGGGUCUUCCUGGGUAUCCUACAAUAGAGUCCCUUUUCAUUCAGACGCCGGCAGAUAGUACAGGUUGACACUGUUGUACUCUCGGACUGCAGUACAGCUUGAACUUGUUUGGAUGUUAGUCGAGGUUCUUUAUCCACCAUCCGCACAAUCUUUUGUUGAAAUCUCUCGUCAAUUUUUCUUUAUCGUCCAUAUCUAGGGUGGUUAGUCACAGUGCCAGGGGCUUUACACUUAUUGAUGACAGUGCGCAUGGUAGACACAGGAACAUUCAAGACUUGUAGCAUUGAUAUUGUCCAUGCUGCCUCACAAUUUUGCUUCUCAACUCCUUAAACAGUUCUUUGGUCUUCUUUCUUUUCUCCAUGCUCAAUGUGGUACACACAUGGACACAGGACGGAGGUCGAGUCAACGUUAAUCCAUUUUAACUGGAUGCAAGCGUGAUUUAGUUACUGCCGCCACCUGUUAUGUGCCACAGGUAAGUAACCGUUGCUGUUAACUACACAAAUGAGAGAAGCAUUACAUGACCUUUCAAAGGGUGUCAGUACCUUUCUCCGGCCAAUUUUUGGAGUUUUGUAUAAAAUGAUAAUUAUUUUUUGUCCCCAUUCUCUUUUGUGUUUUUUCAUUGCAAGCAAAAUAAAUGAAGAUAUUACUACCAAAGCAUUUGUAAUUGCAAUCAAUUUCUGGGAAAAAUUUAGCAUUAUCUGACAGAAUUGCAGGGGUGCCAAUACUUUUGGCAAGCACCGUAUUUGGUGCAUGAAAGAGUUAACAGUGGUUGGGACUGAGUUGAAUAAACAAAAACUAAUCACCCAUCUUCCUUUCAAUACACAUGCAGACACACAGUUUACACAAAGUAGCACAAAUUGACUGAAAUGUCCUAAUUACUGUUAGACAAGCACACUUACCUGUGCACUCAGUCCCGCCCCCUUGGUCGUAGCAUUAUGACCACACACAAAUAAUCUUUAUAGCCAGCCGCUUGUUAGUUAGAUAACAUGACUGGUGUGCGCGUUUGAAAAGCACAGGCGGAUGGGUUGCUUAUCUCCUGCAAACUGCAUUGUGGAUUGUUACUCUUGAUUUUCCUUGGCGAAUGUUAUAUUUGAGCUAUUUAUAUAGAUUUCUGACUAUUUCUCUAGUAAUCACUUCUACAAAAUAUAUCUUUCAUGGAGUCAAUGUGGACCUUUUUUUUUUUUUUUUUUUUUUUUUUUUUUUACCAUAACCAGUCACAUGGAAAUGGUGACGCCUGGUGGCGGCAAAAAUAUUUGUGUCUCAUAUAUAUUAUGUCAGAGUUAUGUGAUUUUGAGGCCAUUUCUUGACCACCAAGUUUGACAAUUUGAAGUCUCUUGAUAAAGCUCGACAGACAGAUUGCAGUGAAUUCUAUUAUGAUAAUGAUAAUAUAAUUGUGGGUUUGCUUGAACUAAUCAGGUGAUUAUGAAGCUUGCUGCAAUGCCUUUGUCCAUAUAGUGUGUUCCCUCAAAUGUUAAGUUCUCAUGCAUCAUAUCAACUUCUUUUAAAUUUGGGGAUUGUACUCAACUUCUUCCCCUUGGUUAAGAAGCCAUCAUCACCUAAUGUGUCCUUAGUAAGUGAAACAUCUACAACAAAAUGAUUAUAAAGUAAUUUAGAUAGCAUGAAAGUAGCACAGGGUUUCACAAAAGGUCUGGUGUGUUGCAUUUAGAGAGGCGUACAAUCAGUGUUGCUUGGAGGAUUUUAAGUGUUGUUUGGUCUUUCAUCAAAUCCUGUUCAUGAAGGGUCCUGCUGACCCCUCCACACACAGGUAUGCAGCAGCUCGGUAUCAACAUGCUUGCAUGGUAGGUCUCAGUUCAGGCAAUUUUUUAUUUCAUAACACAGCAGAUUAAAACAAAAUGAGAAUUACACCAAAACUGAAAUAUCAAACAUUAAUGUUCCGGUCUCUCUGUGUUGUCUGAGUGAAUAAGAGUUAUGCAUAGUAGAUCUAAGAAAUCUGCACAUCCCUGUUCAAUGCUUGAUUUUCACGAUAUAUAAAACAGAAUUGCUCAAAACGUUUUACGAUUAAUAGGACUGCUAAAAUGCACAACUCAUUUGCUGCUGUUGUAAAAAAUAUUUACAUUUCCCAACGUGUUUGGUGCAUUUUCAUUAGCCGUUACAUUUCUUCCUCUUGAAUCUACAUAUUGGCUUUAUUUUUGCCAGAGAUGCCGAACAGUGGUGGAAUGUAACGAAUUAAUUUGUUACUGUACUUAUGUACAUUUUUGUGUAUCUGUACUUGAGUACAAAUAUGAAGUGGUACUUUUUACUUUUAAUGCACUACAUUCCACGGCACGAGGCAGCAACACAAGCACAAGCAAGAUUAGGCAGGUGAACAAGAUAUUGACCAAUAAAAACCAACAGUGUAGCAGCACGACUGCAGAUAAGUCAUUUACACUCUUGCACAUGCACCAGAUAGUUGCUUGCAAUCUGACAUUAAGCUAAAUUUUGGAGUUUUUGAGCUUGUUAAGCUUCUUAUCACAGUGCAGUAAAUUUUAUUGCGUUUUUUUUUCUCCAUUCUGCACAGUUUUAGAUAAAACUGAGCAGUCAAUGAAUUUUCUGGUUCUUUUAACAUUGAUUCAGAUCUCUGUAUGUAUGUGUGUAUGUAUGCAAUAUAUACUGUGUAUAUAUACGGCGGAAAACACUCAGAUGACUUGAGGUUCCGCUCUGAGACCCCCAAUUUGGCCAAAUUUCAAAAUUGUCCGAUAUGCUUAAAAUCUCAAUUUUCUGGGGGAAGAAAAAUUUUGAACAGGAGGGCAUUUAAAAAAAACAAACAAAAAAAAUUAAACAGCAAAACCCUAUCUGGAGGUGAGAGCACGCGGCAGCAGAAUUACAGACGCCUUGACUUUAACGAGAUAUUAUCGCGUACUUUCCUUGUUUUGAUCCAAAAAUUCCAUGUUUCAUGUAUCACCGAGUGUCAAGACAGAGCUGUGAAUGGACAUAGCUGGAUUUAUUUGGGAUUUUAGGGGUGAAAAGUGGGAAUAUAACAAGGGUCGCGACGUAGAAAUCGCAGACAUCAAAGAGUGGUCCAGAUGUUCUUUUUCAUAUAUUUGCCCUUUUAAAUGUUAUUUUUUAAUAUUUCUUGUUUGGAUCGAUUAUUUAUUACCUAACAUAUCGGGGAAAAUGCGACAGUAAUGCAAUUAAGCGAUGGUUAUGAGGUAGAUCUCCAUGACUUUUUUACAGACGCCAAAGUUUUCAUUGUGACGUAAUUUGUUUAAAAGUUUAAAACGUGAGUGAAUAAUUUUUUUAAAUCGUUUUUUUUUUUUUUUUUUUUUCAAACUAAAUAUUAGACAUCAAUUAAUGAUUCUAAGCUAAAAAAUGACAGACAAUAUGAAUAAUAAGUAUAAUUAAUUACCUUGGUUUUAUGGCUGGGUUGAAAAAAAAGCGGUUGCGCGAUGUCUGUAAACGGGGGUUUUCAGGGUAAAACGGACAAAUUAAAAAUUGUUCGGGGGCUUAAUGCACCAUGAAUCUGCUUUUGCAGCAAAUAGACAUAUUGUUCUAUCAAACGCAACAGUUGUUUCUGCUUAAAAUACAACAGUUUCUUUUACAGAGGGGUGCAAGAGCAGAAACUGCUUUUUCAGUCUUGUCUGUGUUUUCCGCCAUAUAUAUUUAUUCAUUACAUUUUUGCAUUGGGAGAAAAUACUUCUACUUAUUACUUGUACAUUUUAAAGCAAGUACUUUUACUUGAGUACAUUUUUUCUUAAGUAAUUUUUUGCACCUGUAUCUGUACUUAAGGUAAAAAAGUAACCAUUGGUGGUUAUAAGCUAGCAGGUUGGGGUUAGGGCUCUAGAACAGUACAAUAACAGUUUGUAUAUAUGAAGUUGUGCUAAGAAAAAAAUUAUUAUUAUUAAUUAUUAUUAUUAAAAAAAAAAAAAUCAGACAAUGGAAGCAGUUACUCGCAAUGUUACUAAUUGCUUGAGUUUCAACUAGCAAUAAUCGCGCCUCGGAUAAACCUAUUCUUUUUAAUGAAUACUUUUUUACUUGCAUUUGAGUAAAUUUUGGAAUUACUUACUUUUACUUAAGUAAUAUUAUUUAGAAGUACUGCUACUUUUACUUGAGUAAAAUUUUUUGCUACUCUACUCACCUCUGGGUCUGAUAAAACCAUUGUUGAUUUUGCUUGAGCUUGAGCUAUAAUUCCUAAUAGCAUGUUUGGCACUACACUGUCAUCAAACCCCCCCCCACCACCACCAAAAAAAAAAAAAAACCCAGCAUGACCAGGAAAGGCUUUGUAAACAUUCUUAAAUGUAUUUGUGGUAAAUCAGAGGCCCCCUCUGACAUGAGUUUAAAUGUUAUUGCUCAAUUUUGAACACAGACAUAUCCCAGGUAAGAGGUGACUGUAUGCACACUUGUGAGGAACUUUGUUAUUUCAUUUUAUUUUUACUUUUCCUCUCAAAAAGUUUCCCCCCCGAUGUGUUUCCUAAAUUACCGGUAUGGGUCACAUCAAUGAUAGUAAAAGUUUUCCAAUGAUUUAUCUUUGUCUCACAUUUUGAAUUACACAAGUAUGGCAUUUGAACAGGGGCGUGCAGACCUUUUAUAGCUACUGUACAAGGAUUUGGCCAAAAAUAACAAUGACAUACCAAAGAAAAACGCUCACCCAAAAGACCCCUCACACUAGUAUAAAACCUUUUAACCUCCCCCCCAAAAGGUCAAAGUUGAAGGGUUCUUUUGGUGCAUUGGUGCAUUUUGUGUGUGUGUGUGAGUGAGAGGUUUUAGCGCUUAUAAGAAGUUUUUUUUUUUUUAUGUGUGAGUGAGUGAGCGAGCAUUUUUUAAAAGUAAAGCGUAAAAGUGAGGGUUUUACUUUAGGACUUGAUAGGUUUUGGUUGAAUGUGUUUUUGGGUGGGAAGGUGUUAUAAGUAAAUGUUAUUUUUGGCUGAACAGUACUUCAUAGGAAAGCAGUGAAAUAUUUGCACAUCUUUUAUUCCAAAGCUUUCACUUGAAAUAUACAUUUAUAUUGCAGUCUAGCGAUAGUAGUUAAAAGCCUCUUUAUUCCAGUCUCCUCUGUUUAUUAUUUUUUAAUUUUCUCUUUAACAAUAAGCAUUACGACUAGAGCUGUCCGAUAAUGACUUUUUAACUGAUAUCCUGAUAUCGUCCAACACCAAAAAUCCUAAUCCCGAGGUCAAACCGAUACUGAUUUAUGCGGUCGUGGAUUUACCAUAUUAUGGCUAAUUGUAUUGUGGUGUCCUACUGAAUGCUUUAAUGCUGCUAAAUGUAACAACAUCAAGGUCUUCCAAAUAAACAUUCUGUGAAAAAUAAGAACAACUGCAACUGAAAUUAUGAAAAAAGGGCCUAUAUUGCACCACUAUCUUUAUUGUUGAAAUCAAAAUAGUGUAAAAAACAUCCGUUUUUCUGAGCAAGUGCAAGCGCAAAGUGCCAAUUAGGCAGUUAUUUUGUCUUCAAUGUGUGUGGCGGUACAGAAAUGGACAGAUUGCGAACAAAUCAGGCUCUGAAGAGAAGUCGGACGAUGGAGUAAAGUUAAAUUUGGCUUUAUUGUGGUCAUCUUUCUCUUGAAAAGAGCAUGGAUACUUUGAUGUAAAACUAAAUACAACAAAACAUUGUAUUAAUAAUAUGAAAUAACGUCACAAAUAAAGCAAAGUACAGUAUUCACCACGUAUCAAUUUGAACAGCAACUUGUAGUGCAGCUUGCAAGCAAUUAAAUAAUGUCACCAAAUUUAACACAAAUGCAAACAGAACAAAAUAUACACAUCUCGAAGAUACUACAAAAUGCUGCUGAAUAUAAAACAAUGGAAGAAUAUAACUUACAAACAAUGCCUGUCCACUGGCUGUAGACGUUGGCUCUGUCACUACCCAAUUGUGACAGGCUACCAGAUCGCGACGGAUUGCUACUGCGCAUGCGCGAACCGACUCAUGGCUUUUCUCUCGAGGGAUGGCGCGAGAUAUAGAUAUGUAUGUGAUAGACUAUGGUAAAUGGUGUUAUAGUUAUAUAGUGUUUUUCCACCUUUCAAGGCUCUCAAAGCGCUUUACACUACAUCGCCAUCCACCUACUGAUGACGCAGCACCAGGAGCAAUGUGGGGUUCAGUAUCUUGCUCAAGAAUACUUAGGCGAGUUCAUCAGGGGAGAGAAUCGAACCCACAUCCUCUGGGUUGGGGGACAACUACUCCACCACUGAGCCACGCCACUUCAUUACAAAAGAUUAAACAAAUAUUUUAAAAUAUUUUUUCCUUUUUUAUUUUUGGAUGAUAAUCUCUGAAGGGUUUAAUUGGGAUGACUGGAGACGAAGACUGUUUAAACUGCACCUGAAAUUUGCUUGCAAUCCGCCAUUAAUCAAAAGAUUUUUUUUAUGUAUCGCGAUGUCCCUAAGGUGAUUUAUAUGUUAAAUUCAGACAUACAAAAUCAUUAUUAUUCAACCCACAUGACAGACAUUCAAGAAUAAUUAAUUUAUAUGUCUGAAUCUUUCGCGUUUAUCAGCAUAAAGCCAACGUGGGAAGUGACGUAGCGUAGUCACGUGAACAGCCAGUCACAACUAGGUAGCCGUACUGCACAUGCGUGUUAAAAUUCUUCUUAUAAUCAAUUUUCAGUUGCAUUCCUUCACCCUUAAAAUCUACUAUACCUCAACUUAAUGUCUUUCAAGAAUUUAAAAAUUGCUUUCCCUAUUUACCUAACCGUCUUCCUCUCCCCUUACCCCAAUGAAACCUUUUAGAAACCAAUCACACUGUUAAAAAUUAACCAAAAACUUUAUUUAAAUGUUACAGACUUUGUUUAACAUGCAAGGUUUUUCAGGUAUCUAUAGCUUAACUAGCCUUUUUACUUAGUCUUUGAUAAGAUAUAUGUAUGAAACAGUGUUAUUCCAAAAAUGAACAAAGGCUUCAGAGUAUGGUGUUUUCUUCUAUCUAUGGCAUAAUCAUUGGAUGGUUUAAAAAAAAUAAACAAAUAUCCCCCAUUGGAUGGUUUAAAAAAAAAAAAAAAAGAAAAACAUCCCCCCAUAAAGAAAAAAACAUUUUUUUAUCCUUUAAUCUAGCACAUACAUAUCUCUUGUCAUCCUCCAAGAGAAAAUGGCGUUGGUUUGCACAUUCGCAGUAGCAAUCCGUCACGAUCAAGUCGCCUAUCACGAUCGGGUAAUGACAAGGUCUUACAUUAGGCCUCUCUAUUCGCAAUAAGCUCGCGUCGACAUAUGUUUACGACAGCAGAAAGUGUUGAGAUUUUCAAAUGUAAUUACACCUAAGCGCCAGCAGGGGGGUAAUAACAACAGAAACACACAGGCAGGCACGACGUGGACAUGACAGCACUGCCAUAUGCACAACCCCUAGCAAAAAGUAUGGAAUCACCAGUCUAGGACGAGCACUCACUCAGACAUUUUAUUAUGUAGAACAAACUCAGAUAAAAAGCUUUAAAAAAAAAUAAUGAAUUAUUUCAAAAGUGCAACUCCUUGGCAUUCAGAAACACUAAAGGAAAUGAAUAAAAUACAUUGUGGUGGUCAGUCAAUGUUACUUUUAUGGAGCAAGUGCAGGGAAAUAAAUAUAGAAUCACUCUUUUCUGAAGAAAAAAAUAUGGAAUCACUCCAUUUUGAGCAGAAAAUACAGACACACCCAGUCAAUUUCCUUUCCUUAAUUGGGCCCCUGACUCAGAUUAGAUCUGCUCGUUAGUCAGCAGUUAAAAACAGUGCAGUUAUCACACCUUGGAGGGCUGCCAGACCAAGUGGAUUCACAAGAAUUAUAGCUCCAACAAGAGAGAUGUUUGUUCAGACCAAGGAGAGGAUUAUUAAACUUCUUGAAGAAGGUAACGCUACAGUAUGUUUGCCAAAGAUGUGGGCUGUUCACAUACAGCUGUAUCAAAAAUAUGGACCAAGUACAAACAGCAUGGCAAGGUUGUUCAAGUUAAACGUACUGGUAGACCGAGGAAGACAUCCAAACAUCACAACAAACAACUAAAGGGCAUAUGUCUUGAAAAUAGAACAUGUACAACAAGACAAAUGAAGAAGAAAUGAGAGGAAGCUAGAGUCAAGGUAUAUGAUAGAACUGUGCAAAAUUGCCUAAGGGAAAUGGGAUUUUCAUACAGGAAAGCUAAAAAGAAACCAUCAUUGACACUUAAACAGAAAAGAACAAGACUGCAAUGGGCUAUGGAGAGGCAAUCAUGGACUGUGAAUGACUGGAUGAAGGUUAUUUUCAGUGAUGAGUCAAGAAUCUGCAUUGGACAAGGUGAUGAUGCUGGAACUUUUGUUUGGUGCUGUUCCAGUGAGAUUUACAAAGAUGACUGCGUGAAGAAAACUUCAAAAUUCCCUCAGUCCUUGAUGAUAUGGGGCCUGCAUUUCAGGCAAAGGCACUGGGGAGGUGGCUGUGGUUAAAUCUUCAAUAAAUGCAGAAGUUUACAUUGAAAUUUUAGACAGCUUUCUUAUCUCUUCAAUUGAAAAUAUCUGUCAUUUUCCAAGAUGACAAUGCAUCAUGCCACAGAGCUAAAACUGUUAAAGCAUUCCUUGGAGAAAGACUCAUCCAGUCAAUGUUCGUUCGCCCCUGACAGUCAAAAUAAACUGGACGUCCAACGCCGUCAACGGCACUCAGAGAUAGUCCUUCCAGUCUAAAUGAAUUCGACGUGUAUCGUUGUCGAUGUGUUAAGAAAGAUAUUCGAGUUCAAUGCAGAUUCUUGACUCUUGACACCUUGUCCAAUGCAGAUUCAAGGUGAUGAUGGUGGAACUUUUGUUUGGUGCUGUUCCAGUGAGAUUUACAAAGAUGACUGCCUGAUGAAAACUUCAAAAUUCCCUCAGUCUUUGAUGAUAUGGGGCUGCAUGUCAGGCAAAGGCACUGGGGAGGUGGCUGUGGUUAAAUCUUCAAUAAAUGCAGAAGUUUACAUUGAAAUUUUAGACAGCUUUCUUAUCUCUUUAAUUGAAAAUAUCUUUGUCAUUUUCCAAGAUGACAAUGCAUCAUGCCACAGAGCUAAAACUGUUAAAGCAUUCCUUGGAGAAAGACUCAUCCAGUCAAUGUUCGUUCGCCCCUGACAGUCAAAAUAAACUGGACGUCCAUCGCCGUCAACGGCACUCAGAGCUAGUCCUACCAGUCUAAAUGAAUUCGACGUGUAUCGUUGUUGAUGUGUUAAGAAAGAUAUUCGAGUCCAAUGCAGAUUCUUGACUCUUGACACCUUGUCCAAUGCAGAUUCAAGGUGAUGAUGGUGGAACUUUUGUUUGGUGCUGUUCCAGUGAGAUUUACAAAGAUGACUGCCUGAUGAAAACAUCCAAAUUCCCUCAGUCCUUGAUAAUAUGGGGCUGCAUGUCAGGCACAGGCACUGGGGAGAUGGCUGUGGUUAAAUGUUCAAUAAAUGCACAAGAUGACGUUUUGCAAGAUGACAAUGCAUCAUGCCAUAGAGCUAAAACUUUUAAAGCAUUCCUUGGAGAAAGACUCAUCCAGUCAAUGUCAUGGCCUGCAAAUAGCCCAGAUCUCAACCCUAUUGAAAACCUGUGGUGAAAAAAAUGGUCCACAGCAAGACUCCAACCUGCAAGGAUGAUCUGGCAACUGCAAUCAAAGAGAGUUGGCACCAAAUUGAUGAAGAAUACUCAUCAAGUCCACGCCUCAGAGACUGCAAGCUGUCAUAAAAGCCAGAGGUGGUGCAACUAAAUACUAGAGAUGUGUUUUGAUUGUUAUUUCUUUGUUUGUUUCUCCUGAUUCCAUAUAUUUUUCCUCUGAAUGGAGUGAUUCUAUAUUUAUUUCCCUGCACUUGCUCUACAAAAGUAACAUUUACUGACCACCACAAUGUUUUUUUUAUUAAUUUCUUUUAGUGUUUCUGAAUGCUAAAGAGUUGCACUUUUGAACUAAUUCAUUAUUUUUUCAAGCUUUUUAUCUGAGUUGUUCUACAUGAUAAAAUGUCUGAGUGAGUGCUCGUCGGAGACUGGUGAUUCCAUACUUAUGCUAGGGGUUGUGUAUUGGCCCAAAACCGAUAUUGAUAUUAUCCGAUAUCAUUUUAAAAUGCUUUUCUCCCAACCACCCCUGGUUACAACUUGAACAGAAUAUUGCAUCCUCCAUUUAUGUUCUUAAGUUUGUUUUAUUUGCCCCCCCCUAAUAUUCUUGUGUUCUUCAUGCAAUGCUUUUAACCAAAGGUGUUUGAAAAAUACCUUCAACGAAGAUUGCAAGCAAUCUAUGCAAAUGCAGCGUCAUAGUUACACAAGUAAGGAACGAGGGCCCUCCCGACUGGAUGGCUAACAGUCAAUAUUGCUCUCUGGGUUUACUCUGAGGUUUUGGAGUUAUAUAAUACACUUACCAUAGACUGCCACUACAAUCAUGUUUUUAUAUAAUUGUUAAGAAAUGUGAGCGGAAUAAGCACAAUUAGAGAAGAAGAUAAAAAUAAAAUGAAAGCCAACAAGCAUCUUGAUGUAACUGACUGCCAGAUAUAUUUACAAGAGCGUUGCAUAAGAAAAAUAUACAUUAAUAUUCUUGAUAAGAUGUUGUUGCACUACUUGUGGUAUUCUAUGAUCAAUUAUUCCACUCGCUUCUGUAAUCUAGCCUCAGUCUGAACACAAUUAGAAUGACUAGUGUCUUUGUCAUGAGUUUUUAUACAUAAUUUAGGAGAUGUCUCACAGAGUAAUGCGCAGAAAUCAGGUCAAAACUCACUGGUGCAGUGAGGUUUGUUCCUAGAUUUUCAGCAUACUACUCCCUUUAAAUAUAUAUAUUUUGUUGUUGUUGAAUUUGUGUGUGUGUGUGUGUGUGCAUAUAUGAUGCUGUACAAUGAAUACAAUGCUGGAUUUCAGCUCUCCUCGAAGAGAAACAUAGUAAGCCUAAAAUAAUAUAUACAGAUGCAGUAGGAAAGUCAUCCAAUAUUUUGUCAUAACAUGUGUUGGUAAUGGAAUUCUAAAUGCAGUAGAUCUGUUUACUGUUGUUCAGUAUAGCUUUAUGUUGGUGAAAAAUAAAUCUCAGCUCUGAUUUGUUUUAAGUGUAAUGCUUUUACAAGUACAAAGGGAAAUACAGUGAAAAACACAUUUACAGAUUCAGACUACAUCUACAAUCUAUGUUCACCACAUAACAAAGAUUAUAUUUUAAGUGAUUAACGAACAGAGAAAGGAGCGCACACGGCGCAACUGCACGUUUUUUAUUUAUUUUUUUAAACCAAGAAUCAAGACUGUUUAACGUCCAUAUCCAUAAAGAAUUCAGGGAUUUAAGCAUUCGUUUACAAGAAUUUUAAACGGGAAAAGCUCUUUAUUUACAUAAGGCCGCCGCUACAUUUGCUUACUGUCUAGCAUGAUAGUUUGUUCACCUAAAAAUUGUUCACCUCCACAAGGCUGGAAAGGGCUAUGGAGCAAUUGCCAAGCAGCUUGGUGAAAAAAGGUCCACUGUUGGAGCAAUCAUUAGAAAAUGGAAGAAGCUAAACAUGACAGUGAAUCUCAAUCGGAGUGUAAGAUAUCACCUCAUGGGGUCUCAAUGAUCCUAAGAACGGUGAGGAAUCAGCCCAGAACUACAUGACAGGAGUUGGUCAAUGACCUGAAAAGAGCUGGGACCACCGUUUCCAAGGUUACUGUUGGUAAUACACUAGAUGUCUGUCAAAGUUUCAAAUCAUGCAUGGCACGGAAGGUUCUCCUGUUUAAACCAACACAUCUAAAGUUUGCCUAUGACCACUUGAAUAAUGCAGAGGAGUCAUGGGAGCAGGUUUUGUGGUUAGAUGAGCGUAAAAUAGAACUUAAUUCCACUAACUGUGUUUGGAGGAAGAAGAAUGAUGAGUACUAUCUCAAGAACACCGUCCCUACUAUGAAGCAUGUUGGUGGUAGCAUCAUGCUUUGGGGGUGUUUUUCUGCGCAUUAGACAGGGCAAGUGAACUCUAUUAAAAUGAGGAUGGCUGGGGCCCCAAAAUUGUGAGAUUUUUGGGAACAACUUCCUUCCUUCAGUCAGAACAUUGAAGAUGGGUCAUGCCUGGGUCUUCCAACAUGACAAUAACCCGAAGCACACAGCCAGGAAAAUCAAUGAGUGGCUCCGUAAGAAGCAUAUCAAGGUUCUAGCAUGGCCUAGCCGGUCUCUAGACCUAAACCCAAUAGAAAACCUAUGGAGGGAGCUCAAACUCCGUGUUUCUCAGCGACAGCCCAGAAACCUGAUUGAUUGGUGGGCCAAGAUCCCUCCUGCAAUGUGUGCAAACCUGGUGGAAAACUACAGGAAACGUUUGACCUCUGUAAUUGCAAAAAAAAAAAAAAAAAAAAAAAAAGGCAGAUAAAGUACCAAUUAACAUUCGUUUUCUCAGGUGUUCAAAUACUUAUUUGUAGCUGUAUCACAAAAAUAAAUCGUUUAAAAAAAAAAAUCAUACAUUGUGAUUUCUGGGUUUUUCUUUUUAGAUUAUCUCUCUCACAGUGGACAUGCACUUAUAAUGAAAAUUUCAGAUGCCUCCAUGAUUUCUAAGGGGGAUAAUUUGCAAAACAGCAGGGUGUUCAAAUACUUACUGUAUUGUCUUCACUGUAUGAAUGUAAUAAAAUGUUAGGGGGAAAAAAACAUCACAUUUGCAUGAAAGGGUUAAAGUCAUAUGAUAUGUUUAUUUGUAUAGCUCUAAAUUACCAAAAGAUCCUAAAGGGUUUCACAGACAAAAGGUUGACACGACAUAAAUAAAUAAAUUUUAUUUUUAAAUAUUCACUUUAACUCCUCAAAUUGUGCUGAAAAGGAAUCUUGCUUUGUUUUAAAAUGUUAUUUUUUAAAUUAAUUUAUUUUUUGCUAAUUGUGAAUUGAUGUUCCUCCACAUUUUACAAAUAAAGAGCGCUAGUAUUUCAUAGAGGCUUUUUGUUGCACAAAUUACGUACGUGUGUAAAGGUUGCAGAGCGCCCAUUUCUCCUCUAGGUGGCAAUGUAGACUUAACAGAAUCAGACGUGUGCUUCUCUGUCUUCUAUUGAAUUUGUCAGCGUUUGAAUUUUGCAAUACUCAUACCUGUCAACCCGAGGCCGUUGGCAAUCUUACAGUGACGUAUGUCCUUACAAACUGGUGACUAAUCUUACAACGUUGUAUAUAGCGUGCAAUAUGAAACAAAAAUAAAACUUUUUUUUUUUUUUUUU
Messenger RNA from Corythoichthys intestinalis (scribbled pipefish), 19317 nucleotides. RefSeq names its product sphingosine kinase 1-like. Gene Ontology annotation, cellular component: membrane; intracellular membrane-bounded organelle; cytoplasm. Gene Ontology annotation, biological process: sphingosine biosynthetic process; phosphorylation; negative regulation of apoptotic process. Bases 1 to 1755 code for a protein of 584 amino acids. Lineage: Eukaryota; Metazoa; Chordata; Actinopteri; Syngnathiformes; Syngnathidae. The record is from RefSeq and is a predicted model, not a curated record. The transcript is spliced from 6 exons.